CGGGAGUCGAGACCAGGGCUUUCUCUCCAUGUCGACAAGGGUUAGGGUUGUCAUUGUAUUUCCCGAGUCCCGGCAGAACUCCGGAAACCCAGCCGCCCCCGCAUGGCUCAAGUCAGUGAAGCCACCAUCCAAGGCGUGGGACCUGUGGUGUCAGGCCAGGAUCGACCCUCAACCGCAACCAUCCACGCGCCAUCAGAUCAUCAAGAUUCCAUCAAAUUUCCAGCAUUUAUCAUCAAAAAACAUCAGAAUACGCGUCGCACCGACCCUCAGGCCCUGUGAGCAGUCGCAGAGCGCCCUUCAUGGGGCUUUUCGACACCGUUGUUGAGAAUUCUGUACCUCUUCACCCCUGAGCAGCCUUGUUGCCACUGCUGUCUCGUACCCACGUGAAUUCCCUGACAUGGGUGUCAUUCGCAAGAAGAUUGCCGCAAGAGGCGGCGAGGGCGGUGUCAAAUAUGUCUGCGAUGUUUGUUCAGCAGACAUUACCUCAACUCUAACGCGUCUCCAACAGGUCCGGAUACGAUGCGCCCACAGCGCCUGCAACGAGUACGAUCUCUGCGUGCAAUGCUUCGCCAAUGGCUCUUCGAGCAAUGCGCAUCAACCAGCCUCCCAUCCUUACCGAGUCAUUGAGCAAAACUCGUUCCCAAUAUUCGACCCAGAAUGGGGCGCCGACGAAGAACUCCUUCUCCUGGAAGGCGCCGAGAUUUACGGCCUCGGGUCCUGGGCGGAUAUUGCGGACCAUAUCGGCGGUUAUCGGCACAAGGAUGAAGUCCGGGAUCAUUAUUACAAGGUUUAUAUUGAAUCGCCCAACUUCCCACUCCCUAAAAGAUGUAGCCCUCACGAUAUGGAACUGGCAAAUGAAACAUCAAGAGAGGAGUUUCAGGCCCGCAAGAAGCGCAGGAUUGAGGAGCGGAGAGAAGCGGCCAAAAACGCACCCGCCCUACAGCCAAAGACGAAACCUACCGCCAGCGUGCCAGCUUGUCACGAAAUCCAAGGUUACAUGCCCGGUCGAUUGGAGUUCGAGACAGAGUACGCCAACGAGGCGGAAGAGGCGGUCCAGCUGAUGCAGUUUGAUCCGGGAGACGGCAUCAACCCGAGGACUGGCGAGCUGGAACCUGAGAUGGAACUCAAGCUUACGGUGAUGGAAAUCUACAAUUGCAGAUUGACGCAGCGAGUCGAGCGGAAAAAGGUCAUCUUUGAGCACAACCUGUUGGAUUAUAGGGAGAACAGUAAAGCGGAGAAGAAACGGUCAAAGGAGGAACGCGACCUUCUCAACAAGGCGAAGCCUUUUGCACGGAUGAUGAAUCGGGACGACUUCGAACAGUUCUGCCAGGGUCUCAUCGACGAACUCAAUCUCCGACAGGCAAUUGCGCAGCUGCAAGAAUGGCGCAGCCUCCGCAUCGGAGACCUGCGAAGCGGGGAGAAGUACGAGCAGGAGAAAGCACUACGGAUACAGAAGUCAAUACCGCUCGGCUCCAUGGAUCGCGAAAGGUUAGCGACAACGCAGCGCAACAAGCAGCCACCGCCACCCGAGCCGCCAAGCGGUGCUUCGCUGUUGGUUGCGCCUGAGCUACCGAUUCGGUCAGUGGCAUCGAAUGGAUUUCUAAACGGCCAAGGGCCGAACGGCGUCAAGUCGGAAACCAACGGAAAUCACAUUAACGGCGGCAGCGUCGUAGUCGCGAAUGGCACGACGCCUGCAAGGCAGAAGUACAUUCCGCCGCCGAUUCCCGGCGUGCAACCUCUUUACCUCACCCAGGAUAAUGCACCAGAUCUCCAUCUUCUCACGCCUGAGGAGAUCAAACUUUGUGAAGCGCUUCGCCUGCAGCCGAAGCCUUACUUGAUGAUCAAGGAGCAGAUCCUCAAAGAGGCUGUGAAGGGCAACGGCAGUCUUAAGAAGAAGCAGGCCAAGGAGAUUUGCCGUCUGGACUCGCAAAAAGGAGGGCGGAUUUUUGACUUUAUGGUUAAUGCUGGCUGGGUGGUCAAGGCUUGA
This is a messenger RNA of Canariomyces notabilis, 1987 nucleotides long. RefSeq names its product transcriptional adaptor 2. Gene Ontology annotation, biological process: chromatin remodeling; regulation of transcription by RNA polymerase II. Gene Ontology annotation, molecular function: chromatin binding; zinc ion binding; transcription coactivator activity. NCBI's taxonomy places the organism in Eukaryota, Fungi, Ascomycota, Sordariomycetes, Sordariales, Chaetomiaceae. The record is from RefSeq and is a predicted model, not a curated record. The coding region runs from base 398 to 1987 and encodes 529 amino acids. The transcript has 2 exons. Gene Ontology annotation, cellular component: nucleus; SAGA-type complex.